Hippocampus comes (tiger tail seahorse) is the source of this 2408-nucleotide messenger RNA. RefSeq names its product fyn-related Src family tyrosine kinase (gene frk). Lineage: Eukaryota; Metazoa; Chordata; Actinopteri; Syngnathiformes; Syngnathidae. Gene Ontology annotation, molecular function: protein binding; protein tyrosine kinase activity; ATP binding. Gene Ontology annotation, biological process: protein phosphorylation. The transcript has 8 exons. The record is from RefSeq and is a predicted model, not a curated record. Bases 184 to 1731 code for a protein of 515 amino acids.
CCCAGUUCUCAUCAGGUGCAGGUGAUUACCACCAUCCACUUUGGACUCUGCUCACCAUGUCGUAGUGCUGCCCUCCGAUACAUUUUUAGUUCCUUCGGUAUUACUUACGUGAUAUGUGGAGGGUCAUGAGAGAGACGCCGACUGGAAGAUGUACUCAAAAUGAAUUGCUGUGAUUGACUGAGCAUGGAUAUCAGAACGAAGUUUUCAGUGUGUUGGGAGGGUUGUCGCACUUGUUUUAAAAAAUCAAAUUCUAGUGGAAUCAAGAACGAUACACCCAAAAAAGAACCCGUUGUCGUCAUUGAAAACCCAAGCGCUGUCCGAACGAUUAAGCCGUAUUUGAAAAGCCAAGAAGAGAAUAAUAUCGAGAAUCGUUUUAUCGCACUUUAUGACUAUUCUGCUCGCACCAAUGAGGAUUUGAGCUUCAACGCAGGUGACAUUUUGGAAGCUCUUGAUAAAAAAGCCAAGGACUGGUGGUUUGCAAAAGCGCUCACUGGAAUUUCGACAUCCAAAAAAGGCUAUAUCCCCGCAAAUUAUGUGGCGCCAGUGGAGAGUCUCGACGCAGAACCCUGGUAUUUUCCGGACACAAAAAGGCUGGAUGCAGAGAAGAUGCUGUUAACAGGAAUGAACCAACAAGGAUCCUUCCUAAUCAGGAACUGUGAAAGCCAGAAAGGAGAGCUCUCCCUCUCAGUGUUGGACAACGGGAGGGUGAAGCAUUAUAAACUAAGAAAAACAGAGCUGGGUCUCUACUAUGUCUCGAGGACCAGAGUAUUUGAAACGCUGAAAAAGUUGGUGCUUCACUACUCGACACAACCAGAUGGGCUCUGCGUGCGUCUGGGCGAACCAUGCAAAAAGAUUGAGGCUCCGCAGACGAACGGCCUCUCCUAUAACACUGUGGACCAAUGGGAGAUUGACCGCAGUUCCAUCAAACUCCUGCAUAAACUGGGAGCAGGUCAGUUUGGAGAAGUUUAUGAGGGCCUAUGGAAUGACACCACAUCCGUUGCAGUGAAGACCCUCAAACCUGGUACCAUGGGCGCAGAGGACUUUCUCAGAGAGGCUCAAAUCAUGAAGAGACUGAGGCAUGCCAAACUAAUCCAACUUUAUGCUGUCUGCACCAUGGAAGAGCCCAUCUAUAUUAUCACCGAGCUGAUGAAGAACGGCAGCUUGCUUGAAUACCUUCAAAAGGACAAGGGUGCCAAACUAAAGCUGUCGGACCAGAUCGAGAUGGCUGCUCAGGUGGCAUCUGGGAUGGCUUUUCUGGAGUUACAGAACUACAUUCACCGAGAUCUUGCUGCCAGGAAUGUGCUGGUUGGGGAGAACAACAUCUGCAAAGUGGCUGAUUUUGGUCUCGCCAGGGUCUUUCAGAAUGACAAUGUCUAUGAGGCAAGAGAAGGUACCAAAUUUCCGGUGAAGUGGACUGCUCCCGAGGUCAUCCACAACAACGUAUUCACGAUCAAAUCUGAUGUCUGGUCAUUUGGUAUUCUGUUGUACGAGAUCAUGACAUUUGGCAAAAUGCCUUACCCAGACAUGACAAACUACCAGGUUGUCCAACAAGUUCCUCAAGGCUACCGAAUGUCCCGUCCCCCCAAGUGUCCCAAAAUCAUGUAUGACAUCAUGAUGGACUGCUGGAAUGAGAAUGAACAGGACCGACCCACAUUUGAGACCUUGCAGUGGAAGUUGGAGGAAUUCUUUGACCUGAGCACGACCUCCUAUGAUGAAACCUCGCCCUAUUAGCACACUGACCCGAGAACUCAAUCCAUUUAAACAAAAAAAAAAAAAAAAAAUCACUUGAAUCCAUACAUGCAUCAGGAUGUGUUUUGAAAUUCUCCUGUUAAAUUUAGAACCUGAUUGACUUUUGGAUGUAAUACUGUGACACCCAGAGAGGACUCUGUCGCUGUCAUCCUCCUGGUUUUCUUUUUGCCAGCUUAGUGUGGUCAAAGACUGCUUUCAACAAAGAAGUAAAUCCAAUCUUCAAGGAUCUCGAUGAACCAGUUCGACUGGCACUUCACCUUGGCCACAUUCUUUCCGCUUGCUGCCCGCCACGCAUGACAAUGAGUCAAUCAUACUUACAACACUUUACCUCAGCUGAUUGUCUGUGAUCUUAAAUCUUGAAGUCAUGUACAGCAACUCCGUCGUUGGUCCGCGUACGCUUUGAUGAUUUGAAAGUGUGUGUGUUGUUGUCGUUGCCAAAUGGCUGUAAUUUUGAGCUUAAGCAUCCUUUUUAGUGUCACUCUGUAUGAUACUUUAUAUGAUUUGCAAAUGUAAUGAAGCGUAUCGUUUUAACAAAGUAGCUUAGUGGUCUGCAAAGAUGUGUUGAUUUCAUACGUUUUAACAAAAGCUUACUUCAACAAUGAAUUCUACAUAUGUGUUUAGAAAAACUAUUUUAUGUUGAAUAAAUCAAGUGAAUCAAA